GUAGGGGGCCGCCCCAGACGGAGGGGAGGGGGAGCAGGAAGAGGAAGAGACCCCGGUGGCGGCGGCGGCGGCGGCAGCGGCAGCGAAGAUGCUGGAGACCCUGAAAGAGAGGCUGCUGAGUGUGCAGCAGGAUUUCACCUCCGGGCUGAAGUCUUUAAGUGACAAGUCAAGAGAAGCAAAAGUUAAAAGCAAACAGAGGACUGUUCAGUCUUUGCCAAAGUUCUCUGCUGGACUCGAGCUGCUCAGCAGAUAUGAAGAUACAUGGGCUGCCCUUCAUAAAAGAGCAAAGGAAUGUGCCAGUGCUGGAGAGCGAGUGGAUACUGAAGUGGUGAUGCUUUCAGUACACUGGGAGAAAAAGAGGACAAGUUUAAUAGAGUUACAAGAACAGCUCCAGCAGAUUCCAGGGUUGUUAGCAGAUCUAGAAUCCGUGACUGCGAAUUUGAAUGAUAAGACCAAGGCCUUGGAAGUUAAACAAUUCUCCCCAGGUCCCAUAAAUAUUCAGUUAGAAGCUAAUUUUGAAGAGGUAGAAAACCAUUUACUGCAUUUGGAGGACUUAUGUGGGCAAUAUGAAUUAGAGAGAUACAAACAUCUACAGACACAACAACUGGAAAAUUACAAGAAAAAUAAAAGGAAGGAACUUGAAGCCUUCAAAGCUGAGCUAGAUGUAGAGCAUACUCAGAAGGUACUAGAUAUGGAACACAGCCAACAGCUGAAACUAAAAGAACGCCAGAAAUUCUUCGAAGAAGCCUUCCAGCAGGACAUGGAACAAUAUCUUUCCACAGGCUAUCUGCAGAUAGCCGAACGACGAGAGCCCAUAGGCAGCAUGUCAUCCAUGGAAGUCAAUGUAGACAUGCUGGAGCAGAUGGACCUGAUGGACAUGUCUGAUCAAGAGGCCCUUGAUGUCUUUUUGAACUCAGGAGAAGACAACUUGCUGUCUCCUGGAUUAGGGCCUGAUCCCAGUACCUGUCAGAAUGAAAUAAGCCUUGAGGUUCCCAGCCUUUCUGCAUCUCGAAGCAAACCGUCUUUCCUGUCCUCAGUCUGCACUGACUCUGCCACCCAGGAGAACAGUGAAAGUGGAGAGUCCCCGGUGGUUCAGUCGGAUGAGGAAGAAGUCCAAGUGGACACUGCUCUGGCUACUAUAAAGGCCAGCUCCGAUGUUAGUGAUGAAAGUGACUCUUAAAUUCCUGAAGCCUGGCCUUCAUUUUUUGACUACACAGUAUUUCAACGAAGACAGCUCAAGUUUUGACCAGAUAGUCUGCCUGAAGUCAUUUGUUUUAUGGGGAUACUAGUCUUUCGUAAAAUUGCCAAUAAUGAGUGGGAAUUGCCUAAAAGCACAGUUUUCUCUAACAAUAAAAUCUGAGAACUUUGAGCAUUAUUAAACUUUGUACAGCAAAUAAAUUCUGAAGCUCUUA
Molecule: messenger RNA, 1412 nt
Organism: Vombatus ursinus (common wombat)
Lineage: Eukaryota; Metazoa; Chordata; Mammalia; Diprotodontia; Vombatidae
Gene: DTNBP1
Product: dystrobrevin binding protein 1
Exons: 11
Coding region: 89-1180 (363 amino acids)
Biological process (GO): platelet dense granule organization; regulation of synaptic vesicle exocytosis; neuron projection development
Cellular component (GO): BLOC-1 complex; cytoplasm; plasma membrane
Source: RefSeq, a predicted model, not a curated record